Penicillium samsonianum is the source of this 948-nucleotide messenger RNA. RefSeq lists its product as uncharacterized. Bases 1 to 948 code for a protein of 315 amino acids. The record is from RefSeq and is a predicted model, not a curated record. The transcript is spliced from 3 exons. NCBI's taxonomy places the organism in Eukaryota, Fungi, Ascomycota, Eurotiomycetes, Eurotiales, Aspergillaceae.
AUGGAUUCCAAAUCUCAAGAUAAAGGCCAUGUCCUCAACUCCCUCUACCUAAAACUCAAGGACUAUCAGUCAAUAUUUCUCACUGUCGAGGACCUCGAACUUCUCGGGGUCAAAGCUUCCCAAGUGGAAAUAUCCGAUGGACAACUGCAAUUCGACCCUUGCUUCUUCCAGCCACGCCCAGAGAAAGUUCUUGACAAAUAUCCAAUCGGAAAUCCAAAGGACAUUGCUAUGCUUGAUUGUCCACCAACAUUGGGUAACUUUCUAGACGAGGCAAAAGAGCUCUCUGCGGACGAAAAGGAGCAACUUACCAUCGCGAAGUCUAGGCAUAAAGCAUAUUAUGAGGAGUUCACUCGUUGCGGGUGUUAUGACAAUGCUCUAGAGGUUUAUCGAUAUGUUGACUCGCAACUUACCCAAUUACGAAGGAGAAAUCCAAAUGAUGCGAAUUUUCGGGACUGGUUCUAUCUAAUUUCCCUCACUGAUCUCGAGUACUUUGACUGGGAUAAAGGGUGGAAGGAAGGUGACCCCCCGUCGUACGAGUAUUUCAGACCCAAUCUUUUUUGGAAAGUGCAUUGCGCUUACCGACCUUGGGAUAAUGGCAACCGCACGAAGCCACAUUGCAUUAUUGCAGCCUCCUCGAGUGCAUAUGCGAGUGCCGAAGAUCAAAGUCUGACCAUUCAUGAGCUGAAGGCUAUUGUAAAUCUAAUGCUCCCCCGAGUGGUUCGUGGCCGAUUUUGCAAAGCCGAUAUCCAUCCCCUUUUGCUCGUUUCAUAUACUGGCUUUAAGCACGGCCGAAUCAUCCAAGCCUCUUAUGAUGGGAAGCAACUCACAUUACAAUACUCAGAGCUGUGGAGCUUCGAGCGAGAGAAGACUGCACCGGUGGAGUUAUUCUGUCGUUACAUGUUGAGUGAAGCAGUUGGUCUAGAGACUUGUACGCUUUGUGUCGGAUAA